AUGACUCCUCCAUCAUUUCUUUCAUCUUUCUUUCUUCUCUUCGUUUUACUUUCUUUUUUCUUCCUGAGCAUCAAUGGCCAAAACCUCAUCUACGACACUUGCAAAACCUCCUCACAACAAGACCCCAAUGUGAAGCUCCAAUUUUGCACCACCUCUCUCCAAGCUGCACCAGCUAGCCAUUGCGCUGACCUUAAUGGCCUUGGGAUGAUGUCCAUCAGACUAACACGGUAUAACCUUACUGAUACCAGAUGUUACAUCAAACAGUUGCUGAAAAACAACACAAAGAAGCUUGAUCCGUAUGUAAAGUCGUGUUUGGAUGAUUGUUUUGAACUCUACUCUGAUGCUAUCCCGAGUAUCAAACAGGCCAUGAAGAGUUACAAUUCCAAGCGUUAUUUUGAUGCAAACGUACAGAUAAGUUCGGUUAUGGAUGCUACUACAACUUGUGAAGAUGGGUUUACUCAGAAAAAGGGCGUCGUUUCUCCACUUACCAAGAAAAAUGAUGCAACGUUUCAAUUGUCUGCUGUGGCGCUUUCAAUUAUGAACAUUCUUCAGAGUGAUUCAAAAUGA
Molecule: messenger RNA, 567 nt
Organism: Lactuca virosa
Lineage: Eukaryota; Viridiplantae; Streptophyta; Magnoliopsida; Asterales; Asteraceae
Source: the annotation of a GenBank genome assembly